AUGUCUGAUCUCGACAUGGAGAAGAUCGUUUCGGAAUGGCAGGAUGUCACGUCGCCUUAUCGCUUUAUGCGAAGCCCGUGUGCAGUGUGCUCUAAGUUGAUUCCCAAUUCAGAGCUGGUUAUACUUGAUCCUACUGAAAUUGAUCUCGAGAUACUCGUCAAUCCUUACCUUCCCGAUGAUGUUUACCCCGUUGAUUAUAAUCUUGUAGCCUACAAAGGUGCCAUUCUUUGUGCUAGAGGAUUGGAGAACCCUCGCGAGCUCGGGAAAUUCCGUGCUUGCAAAGCUUGCGCGAAUGACCUAUCCAAGGGGCUGAUGCCCAAGCUAGCUCUUGCCAAUUGGCUCUACUACGGUCGGUCUCGAUUACCAGAGGAUGUUCGUCGCGCUUUCGAGCAAUCUACGAUUUUCGAGCGGGCGAUGAUAGCUAGGGUCAGAGGGAAUGGGAUUUGUUGUCGCUUUAUCGAACGUGAUGAAGAAGACGAAGAGGAAGGUGUGCCGAAGGAUCGACGUCGGAAGCGAUCAAGACAUGUGCGAGGCAACAUCAUGAUGGCUCCUCUUGAUGUUCUCCAAAUGCAUGACAGCCUCCCUCCUUCCCAUACAGAGAUAGCUGACACUUUAUGCAUUGUGUUUAUUUCUCAAACAAUGCCGACUCGAGCUACGAUUGAAAGCUUUAAACCCGUUCUCGUACGGAAGAGUAGAGUCAAGCUUCUCUUGAAGUUCCUGCUCGCCAAUAACCCCCAUUAUCGGCGAGUUCCAGGAUUUAUGGGCUAUAGUGCAGACCGGCUCAACGCUUUGUUCGAGGGACAUAAUGAUGAAGGCGUUCCUAAAGCGGUUCACUUCGGGUUCCUUCCGUUCAAUGAAGGAAUUGACACGGCGAUUUCGUCCCAUGUAGCUGGGUUGGACACGGCCUUUGAAGAGGAUAGUAGCGAAAUUCUCAUGGAGAAUACUGGUUACACAACAGGGGACCAUACAGCCAAAAGUUAUCGGCACAUGCAAACUGAUGCUGUAAAUAGAUGUCUUUCAGGAAAGCCCUUCCUAUCUUCGCGUUCGGGUGCUCGCCCUAUCCCAGAUUUCGGGAACCCGUAUAUGCUAUCUUGGAUGUUCCCGCAUUUGGAUCCUUGGGGGUUGGGAGGGUUCUAUCACCCACUUCGCACACGCUACGUGAGCAUGGAAGAACAACUGUCGCAUCUGCUUCAAAGGGAAGAUUCUACUUUCGAAAAAGAUCCCGAAUUUGCUUUCGUUUUCUACAACGUGUUGCGUAAGAAGAUGGUGAACACAUCCAUCCGAUUUCGAGCCCCUGUGGCAACAUAUUCACGCAUAGUCCGGGAUAUCCUGGAUAUCGAUCGCCAGGUACUCACUUCACUGAUUGAAAAGUUCAGAGUCAUGCCGUGGUACAAACCAGAAAUACUGGCUGAAAAACAGGUCCUCAGAGUGAUGGCCUCGAUCUCCCCUGUAGCCCGCCACGUUCCGGGGACAGUAGCUCAAAAGGUCAUGAUGAGAAACGAGAUAAGAGGUGUCAUCAACAACAGGGGCCCUCCUACUUUAUUUGUUACAAUCAAUCCAUCGGACGUAGAUAACCCUAUCGUUCGUAUCCUUGCAGGGCGGUGUGAAACUCCGUCUCAGGUUAACGAGCUAUUGUACGACCAUUCGAAAGCUCGUGGUGCGAUUGCAGUGGCUCAUCCAGUGGCAUGUGUUCAAUUUUUCGAUGCGAUGAUACGCCAAUUUGUAAACAUUGUUCUGCGUUGCGGGAGGGACGAGCCGGGAGUGUAUGGGAUAUGUGACGCGUACUACGGUACGGUCGAGGCUCAAGGAAGGGGUACUUUACAUUGCCAUAUGCUCGUUUGGCUACGAGGUCAUCCGAGCCCCCGUAUCCUGAAGGAAUUACUGAUUUCCGAUACCAGCUAUCGCAAGAUGUUUCUCCUGUGGCUAGAAUCCAUAAUGCAAUCCGACUUCCAGUGCGAGAAUACUCGUCGCUGGUUGAACGGGUUCGAUAAUGUUGAGAGCGUGUUAAAGUCACUUGGCGAACCGCAUCCUGGGAGUCUGCUUGGUCCUCUUUUGCAGGACUAUGGUCUACGGGACUUCAAGGAGGAGAUGAAGAGACAUACUGAUAGACUUUUGCUGCGAUACAACCUUCAUAAGCAUAGAGCAACGUGUUGGAAGUACCUCAAUCCCAAAGAACCUCGUUCUGAUGCAAACUGCCGGUUUGGUAUGGAUGGUGUAAUUACGGCGAGAACAGAGAUAGAGGAAGACACGGGCAGAAUCAACGUAAAACGUCUCAACGGUCAAAUGACUCACUAUACCCCUUUAGUUACCUUCCUUGCUAAAUGCAAUCACGAUGUCAAGUUCAUCGGGUCCGGAAAAGACGCGAAAGCGUUCAUGUAUUAUGUGACAGAAUACAUUAUGAAGUCCCCCAUAACCGUUCACGCUGGCCUUGCUGCUUUGUCUUACGCCAUCCGUCAGACGGAAAGAAGGUUCACACCCUCAACCAAUACCCUGACCAAACCCGAGGUCGUUUCCGCCAUGACCACUGCAGUAAACAGUAUGCUCGGCCACCAGGAGGUGUCGCACCAACAAGUCAUGCGAGAUAUCAUUGUAGGCGGUCCGGAGAGAUACACAAACGCUGUCUUCCAAACUUUCAACUGGGGAGAAUGCCUUCGUUUCGUUAAUAUUACGCACGAGUUCCGGGAAAAGGGUAUCGACGUCCCUCACGAUCCUACGUUGGACUCGGCUAUCAACGAAGCAUCGGGGGGAUUUGUUUCUGUGACUCCCCAAUCGGACGACGUUAGUAUCAGUAGUGGGCGUUUGGACUACGUUUAUAGAUCUUCGUCUUCGAAGAUUGGUCGUAUGGGUCUGUAUACCUUCCUUGCGUCGACGAGGAAGGAGAGGAUUAAGAGAAACGAUGACGGUGACAUUGUGCACCGGGAAAAUAGGUUCCUCUUUUCGGCCGCGCACCCCCAAGUUCGAUCUCAUCUUCUUGUGCUACGAAGGCAUUCAGUCGUCCCGGUUCUGUUAGGACCAAACUUGGCCAGGUCGAAUGCGUUGGACGACCAGGACAACGGAUGGUGUCGAGAUAUGAUUAUUUUAUUUAAACCUUGGAGAAACCCGUUAGAUUUGAAAGAAAAGGAAGAAUUGUGGGUUGAAAGUUGGGCCAAAUGGAAGCCUAAACUGGGUAGCGAAGAGUUAAGUAUUAUCGAAAAUAUGGCCCAGCUUGCUGAAGGGAAGGAACUCGGCCCCCGGCAUAAACGCGAUCGAGCGCAAGCAGACGGUGCAGGUGGUUUCCGCGACAUCGGCCGCGAAGUGGAAGAGAAUCAGACUAUUCAUUCGGUGGCAUUCUACGAAUCAAACGCCUACAAGGAAACAAGCUCAGAAGAACUACAGGAAAUCCAGGAAGUGCCCAGUGGUUACAAGCUGACCCUCGAAACACUCCUUGGUUGUGAUAAUGCUAAUGCUUUGUCGAAAUGCUAUCCGAACGACGUAGAGGGCAGAUCCACAGUAGAAGAGACUUUGCUACGCUCAGAUUCUGGGAACGGGAUGGAGUUGAAGGAGCUUGACGAAGGCUUAAAAAGUAUCGUUGAGCAGCAUGAGAAUGCGCUGAAACACCGAGGAGGUGGCUCAUUGGUUUCUGACCCUGACAUUGAUAUGGACGAGGAGAUUUGGGAAGGCCAUCUCAGGCUACCUGCCGUAACAAUCGUCUCUGCAGAGGCGCUUGAUACCAGACCCUUUGGCAUUCGGACGGUUCCUGCGGAGGAUCCUAGGAGGGAGGUGGUGGCAAAAGAUGUGUCUGAUUUACAAACUUCACCCAUACUUACUGAUUGCACAUCGCGGAUCAUGCCCAUCGCUUAA
Coprinopsis cinerea okayama7#130 is the source of this 3840-nucleotide messenger RNA. RefSeq lists its product as hypothetical. NCBI's taxonomy places the organism in Eukaryota, Fungi, Basidiomycota, Agaricomycetes, Agaricales, Psathyrellaceae. The transcript has a single exon. The record is from RefSeq and is a predicted model, not a curated record. The coding region runs from base 1 to 3840 and encodes 1279 amino acids.